AUGCCUCAGUUGCGCGCCUUUACAGGCGGAUCUGAGGAGUCCAGUUCCCCCGUUCUUCCCCCUGAAAUUGAACGCGAGAUUUUCGAAGUAGCCGCUCAAAUUCCAGGAAAUGCGACUACCCUUGCUCUCGUGGCUCGACGCACGCAAAUAUGGAUGGAACGUAUUAUCUACGAAACGGUCACCCUCUCCUCCCCCAACCUCACUGCACGUUUUCUCACUGCGCUGGACUCUCGACCUGCCCAGUUUUUCACGGAGCUCGUGAAAUCGCUGUGUAUUCCCGGCGACAUACCCCUCCAAUCUGCAAUCCGUGUGCUGCAGGCUUGCCAAGGCGUUGUCAACCUCGCGUUAUGGCUGCCUCUUCAAGCGACACCGCUCCUACCGUAUAUCGGAAACAUACGGCCCCGCAGGCUUUCUGUUAAUGUCAGUGGCUUGUUUGGAGCCAAAAAUCCGUUGCAGUUGGAGCACAAGCAGCAGGACGACACCUCAACACCCGACUUCACCCACCCAUUUUUCUCCUGUGUAACCCACCUCGAGCUUGUCGAUUGGCUCCUUCCACUCUUCCUCAGCAACUCUACGCUCAAUUUGCCUCUGCUUGCUCCUCAUCUCACUCACCUUGCGCUUGAUGUUGACCCAUGUGUGGAUGCUUCGGCCCUCGUUCGCCUCCGCGUGCAGAGCAUUCUACGCUCUUGCCGUUCCCUCGUCAUCUGUCUCGGAGUAGUGGACGACGAUGACACCAUGAUUGUCGCUUGUGACGAACUCAGUGAAGUUUCUCGAGACGACCCUCGCCUCGUUAUUCUGUCUGAUGCGGAUGUCGUUACUAGCUGGGAGGACUCGGUGCGCGGCACCGAUGCGAGUAUAUGGGCGUUUGCUGAGGACAUUGUCUCAGCCCGGAUAGGGAAAAAAUUGAAAUUGUAA
Messenger RNA from Mycena indigotica, 915 nucleotides. RefSeq lists its product as uncharacterized. The transcript has 3 exons. Bases 1 to 915 code for a protein of 304 amino acids. The record is from RefSeq and is a predicted model, not a curated record. Lineage: Eukaryota; Fungi; Basidiomycota; Agaricomycetes; Agaricales; Mycenaceae.